Messenger RNA from Polyodon spathula (Mississippi paddlefish), 1248 nucleotides. RefSeq lists its product as uncharacterized. The transcript is spliced from 6 exons. The record is from RefSeq and is a predicted model, not a curated record. Bases 216 to 902 code for a protein of 228 amino acids. Gene Ontology annotation, cellular component: melanosome membrane; plasma membrane. Lineage: Eukaryota; Metazoa; Chordata; Actinopteri; Acipenseriformes; Polyodontidae. Gene Ontology annotation, molecular function: L-DOPA receptor activity; L-tyrosine binding; dopamine binding. Gene Ontology annotation, biological process: G protein-coupled receptor signaling pathway; regulation of calcium-mediated signaling; melanosome organization.
UAUAGGGUAUGCUGCCCCUCUCCUCCCCUUCUCGGUAGAUGGGGGUGACAUUGUGGAAUGGCUUCCCCUAGAUUCCAGUCGUUUUGCUGUGUCCGCCAAGACACCGCCUCCGCCGGACUCGCGAGUUUGAACACCACUGUCUGCCAUCAUCUGUGUUCCUGGAUUGUCUCCCCUGCUCCAGAUUCCAGUCUCCAGCUGUGAGAGGAAUCUGAAGUAUGCAAUCCCUCACUACCUCGCCACGUACCUGCCUCUCCUCCUCAUGCUACUGGCCAACCCACCCCUUCUGUCGAGGGCCCAGGCUUCAGCAGAGCGGCUCCUACACUGCCAGUGAGAGGCUCCAGAUGAAAAACAUCAGGCAACGCUUCUUGAAGAUAAUGGUCACCUUUACCGUGUGCUGGCUGCCCAACCUCCUCAGCAAGGCACUGCUGUUCUUAAUCGACAUGGACCAUGCCUGGAGCUCCGCCCCCUCACAGGCCCUGCGAUCAGCAGCCCUCACCACCUGGGCGCUCACGGCUGUUCUGAACCCCAUGUACGCCUUCCUCCAGCCCCUUGCUUUCCGCAAGUGGACGGGCUGCGGUCUCAAUGUUUGCACAUGGGGGCGCUAUUGCAAGGUGGAGCAGUGCUGUUGCAGGGGAAAGAGAGAGAAGGAAGAGACAGAGACAGAGAGCGAGUCUGAGGUUACUAUGGAAAACCUCCUCAAACCCCAGAGCAUGGUCAGACCGUGGGAGUCUCUUAAUCGACAGGUCCAGCAGCCUGCCUCUCAGUCAGGUUGCAGCAGCUCAGAUGUGGAGGGCAAGGCGCUCUGGCUGGUCUCGGCUUGCUGCUCCAAGAGCUCCCUGCUGGCAGCAGAACAGCAGCUGAGGGCAAAGAGGACCCAAGCCUUGACUGGACUAAGGGCUUAAACAUGCUGGGCUCUGAGGGUGGACAGCACUCGACCACGGACCGGACAGGAAUGUAUAUCAUAAGAAAACUGAAUUUAUUAUAUACUGUAAUCCUUACUGUUUCUCCUACUUGAAGGGUGGUGUGAAAUCUGUACUACUUUUGUCCUAGAAAGGAGAAUGCAAGAUCUUAAUUGGCAGCUUCUUAUUUGUAGUGCGGGAUCGCUGACAACACAAAUUCCUGAGGUAAUGCUUAGGAAACCUUAAAAACUGAACCUUUGCCUUGUAAAUGUUUUCCGUAUUCCAGUGAAUGAAUUAUUGUCCUAACAGAAUGCAGAAUAAAUACAAAAGCGUUCUUCACUGCCCUCUA